UUAGUUAUUAUUAUCCUUAUUGUUAAUUCACAGGGGUUCUAAAAGUGAUUCAUAUAUCUUGCAACUAAGCAAUUUAUUUUUGUUAUUUUUCUAUUAUUAUUAUUAUUAUUAUUAUUAUUAUUAACUAUUAUUAUUAUAAUAACUAUUAGUAUUAUUAUUAUUAUUAUUAGUUAUUAAUAAUAGUAUUAUUAAUAAUAAUAUUAUAUUAUUUAUUAUUAUUAGGCAAAAUUGCAAAAAAAAAAAAAAAAAAAGGCUGAAUUAUUGGUUAGUUGCAAGAUGGCCCUUGAAGGGUAUUAUGGGUAUUAUAUAUUUAUGAUAUUUUAUAAUUUUUAUAUAAAUUAAUAAGUGGGGAUAUUUUGAUAAUUUUGAUAAUUUGAGGACGGAAAAAUGUGGUCCGGUAAUCAAAAGGGUUCUUUUUGAAAUACUUUAUAUAGAUGAAGGGUUGAUGUUAUCUUUCACUUUUGUAAUAGUGUAAGGUUUUUUUUUUUUUUGUGUGGCACUUUUUCCUUUAUUUAUAGACGACAAACAAAGAAUAAGGAGACUGGAACUCGUUUAUAGAUUGCUUUGACGCGCGGUACCCGAUUGUGAUUCUUGAGCCACUCGAGCAGCCGCUUUACACCACCAAAUUAUGGUUUUUAUAUAUAUAUAUAUAUAUAUAUAUAUAUUCACUUAACAAAAAAAAAUAGAUACCGACAGAGAGUAAAAGUAGGUAAAACAGUGAAUUGAGAGAGACAAGCGGAGAGUGUGUAAACAACACCCCACACCACCACACCACAAUGUGCCCAACAAACUAUUGACUACACAUAACCCUAAUGCCCCGAUAAAACCAUUAUUUUAAUAACUAACGGGUGAACAUUAUUUAAUUAACUUCAUGGGUUAUAUGUUACAAUGUUUAUACACUUCACUUUUUAUUAAAUAUUCUGUGCCAAUGAAUGAUAAUUAUUAUUAUUUUUAUUUAUAAUAAAUAUGGUAUCGACUGGUUGCUUUCCAUUUAGUUGUACGGACAAAGUUCUGCUGUAAAUAAAAAUUUCCAGGCUUAAUUAAGAGAGCUGCUAGCAUAGCAUAGCAUUGCAUAUAUAGUAGGAGGAAAAUGGUGGAUGUGGUGGGGUUGAAGGGAAGUGCCUGUCGAAUAAGGAAGUGUGCGUUUGAUCUGUUGUCAAUUGGAGGUGAUCUUGUUGUGAUGGAUGAUAAUGGCUCGGGCUCGGGCUCAUCAUGGGAUUUGAUGGGAAGGGAUCUACGCCUCAAAUCAACCUUGCUGUAUUGCGAUUUCAAUCAUAUCAUCUCUGCUUCCCCACACCAACAUCACAAGAACACUCUCACUCAACUUGCCAACAAAUUGUUUCGCUCCAUUGAAGAGUUGGAUGAUGCGGUGAAAAUUCGAAGCGUUUCUUUGAGCCACGAUCGAUACAACGAGGCUGCUGUCAUUUUGCAUGAGGUGAUGGCAUUCAUGUCUUCAGAUGUUGCUUGCGAUGCUCAACCAUCGCCGUCGCCAUCGGCUUCGGCUGCUGUAUGAAUGCAAAUGCCGCCUCUUUUCUUAUGGUGUACAUAAACCAUAUAUUUUACGUAGCUUAAUACUCUUUUUCUUA
Cornus florida is the source of this 1586-nucleotide messenger RNA. Its product is annotated as oxygen-evolving enhancer protein 3, chloroplastic-like. Gene Ontology annotation, biological process: photosynthetic electron transport chain; photosynthesis. The transcript is spliced from 3 exons. NCBI's taxonomy places the organism in Eukaryota, Viridiplantae, Streptophyta, Magnoliopsida, Cornales, Cornaceae. Bases 1091 to 1513 code for a protein of 140 amino acids. Gene Ontology annotation, cellular component: photosystem II oxygen evolving complex; chloroplast; extrinsic component of membrane. Gene Ontology annotation, molecular function: calcium ion binding. The record is from RefSeq and is a predicted model, not a curated record.